AUGAACAGCUGUGUGAUCACGCAAAUCGCAUUGCUAUAUUCCAGUUAUUCAUAUGGUAUAACAUGUUAUGAAUGCUCAUCCGGCGUCACCGAUGACUGCCUAAAAGCAAGCGUUUCUUGCAUUUAUGGACUUUUUGGUUGCAUGAAAACGACAAUUUAUUCCGGUGGCAUUGAUAAAUUUGGCAACUACGAGAACCAGGAAGAUCGGAUAAUAGGCAUGUACCGAGGGUGCACCAUAUUACCCAUGACAGACUCUGAUAUAUGUCAACAAUUCGCAUUAUUUGGCUAUCGAAUCGUCACCUGUCACUGCUUCAAUGAUUUCUGCAAUGGUAUCGUAUCUGUCCAAACGAGCCUACCAGUUAUAUUUUUAUUCAUCGUCUGUUAUUUCACAACUUUUGUCUUGUAA
Messenger RNA from Cercopithifilaria johnstoni, 405 nucleotides. The record is from the annotation of a GenBank genome assembly. NCBI's taxonomy places the organism in Eukaryota, Metazoa, Nematoda, Chromadorea, Rhabditida, Onchocercidae.